This is a messenger RNA of Laccaria bicolor S238N-H82, 684 nucleotides long. RefSeq lists its product as uncharacterized. Lineage: Eukaryota; Fungi; Basidiomycota; Agaricomycetes; Agaricales; Hydnangiaceae. Bases 1 to 684 code for a protein of 227 amino acids. The transcript is spliced from 4 exons. The record is from RefSeq and is a predicted model, not a curated record.
AUGAGCCGUUUAGCCUCUUUUCGAGGUCCAUCUACACCCACAGCGUCCCCGGCACGACAAACGACCCCAUCAUCACCGUCGCGUCUGACAGAAUCCACAUUUCACCGAAAAACGAGGUCUAUAUUACUCGAGCUUCGGUCUAUCACAGAAACUUGGGAUGAUCUCAUUCUUAUUGAUGGCUUGAAAGCCAUAAGGAGUCUUGUCGAUCUUCGUACAGACCUACAGAAUGCACUCGCUAUCAUCCCAGAUCGGAUGCCUCGCACCCAUUUGGUGGUCCCUAAACUAACUCUGAUGGAAAAACGAAUAGCAGAGUUGGAUUCGAUCCUCAUAAAACUGCAAAAGCAGUUUAGAAAGAUGAAUUCGACUAUAGACAAUCUGGAGGCAGUUCUUUACGAAGCUCACAAGGCGAAAGGUUGGGAAUGGGUCCAGACUGAGCCGCUAUGGGUUACAUGGCCUCUGGAAAAAUUUGUGGUCUCCAUCCCCAGUAUCUUACCAGCCUACCACCGGUCACUGAACCUCAACAUCGAAUUGGUUAACCUGCUCCGUAGUCACUCUGUGUCUUUCGAUGAAUCUCGCGCCGCUGUCUCAAGGUGGGUCGAGCAACCAUUUUUGGAAGAUUCCGGCUGGCAGGCCGAAUGGGAGGAUAUAUGCGUUGUGGAAGUGGAACGCUGGGAGAAGGAUUGA